GAAUAGAAGUCCCUACAGCAAAGUUUCAACACGCCCAGUAGUUUGGAAUCAUAGACCGUUACGUAUAGGCUGUCGUAUAUUUUUUACUUGUUUCAAAGAGAAAAACUAACGAGUUUUUAAAUAGUUUUUCUUGGUUGACCCAUUUAGUGAAAAAAUGGCAGGGACCGGCUAUUUUGCUGCAGUGAAAAUUGCUGCUGAAAAACACCCUCGUCUCCGCGAAAAGACCAUUCAAUAUGGUACAGCAGGAUUCCGGACCAAAGGUGAAGAACUUGACCAUGUCAUGUUCAGAAUGGGAGUGUUGGCUGCACUUCGGUCACAACUUAAAAGAGCUGUAAUUGGAGCUAUGAUCACAGCAUCACAUAACCCUGAGGAGGACAAUGGAGUCAAGCUGGUGGAUCCUCUUGGAGAGAUGCUGGAAGCUGCCUGGGAGAAACUGGCCACCAAACUGGCUAAUGUCAGUGAUUCUGACCUCCCAGCUGUUCUGUCAGACAUAGUCUCCAGUUGUGGCAUAGACACAGCUGUCCCUGCACAGGUGUUCCUAGCCAGGGAUACCAGGCCCAGUAGUCCAUCCCUUGCACAAGCCAUAAUUGACGGAGUCCAAGCAAUAAAAGGAGAGGUCAAGGACUAUGGUAUAUUAACCACUCCCCAGCUUCACUUCAUGGUUAGAUGUGAAAAUUCCCAAGGUCAAUAUGGGAGCCAAACUGAAAAUGGCUACUACACAAAACUAUCUAAUGCUUUUUUGAAACUCAGGGGUCAUGAACACCAAAAUGAGCGUUAUCACCCACAACUCAGGUUAGAUGGAGCUAAUGGAGUAGGUGCCUUAAAGAUAAAAGAAAUGCAGAAGCAUUUGAACAACUCUUUGCAAAUAGAAUUGUUCAAUGAUGGGAGUAGCGGCAAGUUGAAUUAUAUGUGUGGCGCAGAUUACGUCAAAGUCCAGCAGACAGCUCCUAAUGGUAUGCCCAAGGAAGCCAGGGUCAGGUGUGCAUCCUUUGAUGGUGAUGCUGACAGGAUAGUUUACUUUUACCAGGAGAAAAAUGGAACAUUUAAGCUAUUAGAUGGUGAUAAAAUAGCAACUCUAGUUGCUGGUUAUUUGAAGGAACUUGUGAACAGCAGUGGACUGAAUAUCAACCUGGGCUUAGUUCAGACUGCCUAUGCCAAUGGCAGCUCCACAAGCUACAUAACUAAUGAACUGCAAGUCCCAGUGGCUUGUGUGCCCACUGGUGUGAAACAUCUCCAUCAUAAAGCCCUGGAGUAUGACAUAGGUGUGUACUUUGAAGCAAAUGGACAUGGGACCGUGGUCUUCAGUGAAAAAAUACAAGAUAUGGUACUCAUGGCAGCUAAUGAUUCCAGUCUUUCAAAGGACCAAGAACAUGCUGCAAGAAGACUGUUAUGGAUAAUUGGCCUAAUAAAUCAGACUGUAGGUGAUGCCAUCUCUGAUCUCCUGUUAGUAGAAACAAUCUUACAUUCCAAGGGGUGGAGCAUAGAGGACUGGAAUGAUGCCUACACUGAUCUUCCAAACAGACAACUGAAAGUCAAGGUGAAAGAUAGAACUGUGAUUCAGACCACAGAUGCUGAGAGGAAAACUACCUCGCCUAAAGGGUUGCAGGAGGCCAUUGAUGCUUUGGUGGAAAAGUAUCCAGAUGGCAGGGCCUUUGUCAGGCCUUCUGGAACUGAAGACAUUGUCAGAGUUUAUGCUGAGGCAGAAACUCAG
Lingula anatina is the source of this 1711-nucleotide messenger RNA. Its product is annotated as phosphoacetylglucosamine mutase. Lineage: Eukaryota; Metazoa; Brachiopoda; Lingulata; Lingulida; Lingulidae. Gene Ontology annotation, molecular function: phosphoacetylglucosamine mutase activity. Gene Ontology annotation, biological process: UDP-N-acetylglucosamine biosynthetic process; carbohydrate metabolic process. The record is from RefSeq and is a predicted model, not a curated record.